UGGCAGAGGUGAGGAGGACGCGAGGCGGAGCCCUGUCCCUGUCCUUGUCCCUGUCUCCGGGCACAGCCUGCAGGGGGAGAUGCAGCCUCUGCUCCGGCGUCCUCCCUCCUUUCUCCUGCUGGACCCCAGCGGAAGAGAGUGCUUCUCCAUCGCCAGAACUGCCUACUAGAUCAGGUCCUACCUCAGAGAAAACCACAGAAGAAACACAGAAGAGGAGAUUGAAUGAAAUCCUCACGAUCAUUACAUGCUUGUUCAAUAAUAGCACACCCCAGUCACGUCUCCUCGCAAGCACAUUUCGUUGGAAUCGCUGAGCAGAAGCAAAGAGGAGCUGACGACUAUGUGUUUCCAACGCGGGUUGCCGGCGCCCUGUGUUUGCCAUUGGCUGCAGUUUUCUGGUUUAUUUGCAGCUUCCCCCAUCUGGAAUAUGAAAAUGGGAUUGAAGUAGAUAAUUGCUAGCAGCGGGUUUUCGAGAGAGGCUUAGAGGGAGCAGAAUGCCUUUCGCACAGCACAGCCUGCCUGCGCUGGAAGAGCUCUGAGAGAUGAUUUUAGAUGUUCCCCACGUCUGAAUCUCCUGGAAACUUUACCGUGGAAGCGAGCCAUUGCGCACAAUCCUGGAGCUCACAUCCAAAAGGGGCAAGGAAGGGGCAGCAGGGCCGAACAAUGGGAUACGUUGUCCUUGGAUUGCUCAGAGAAAAGCCAGCAAACGUUCCCCUCGGCUUCCCAGCAAAAAGGGCGUGAAGGGGACAAUGAACUGAAUUUUUCCCGGCGGAGCUUCAGUGGUCUUUCAGAAGGAUGGGAUACACUGACCCUUCGUCAAGCAGGGAUUUGCUGGGAAACAGAACUUUGUUCUUCAUAUUCAUCUGCGCCUUUGCCGUGGUCACCUUGCUGCAGCAGAUCCUCUACGGGAGAAACUAUCUCAAAAGAGGGCUGCAGUUUAGCUGGCAGAAUGGAGAGGAGUUGGCAAAUUGGACCGGCACCUUUAAUUUCACGGAUGACGGAGCAGUGAAGAGUGGCAGUGACACAGGCACCAGGUAUUUUGAGUUUUAUGAAGGGCCUUUGGAAUACAACUCCACCAAAUGCCUGGAAUUACGACAGGACAUCAUUGAGGUGAAGGUUUUGUCUAUGGUGAAACAAACUGAAUUGUUUGACAGGUGGAAGAGCCUACAGAUGUGCAAAUGGGAGAUGAAUGUCACAGAAGCUAACCUAUUCAAGUCUACUUUGUCAAGGUGUUGCAAUGCCCCUGCCUUUCUGUUCACCACCCAGAAGAAUACUCCCUUGGGAACUAAACUGAAAUAUGAAGUGGAUACUAGUGGAAUCUUCCAUAUCAACCAAGAAAUCUUCAAAAUGUUUCCAAAGGAUAUGCCAUACCACCGCUCCCAGUUUAAGAAAUGUGCAGUGGUCGGGAAUGGAGGAAUUCUGAAGAACAGCAGAUGUGGCCGAGAGAUUGACAGUGCAGACUUUGUGUUUCGAUGCAAUUUGCCUCCUAUAUCUGAGAAAUACUUCACAGACGUUGGGGUAAAGACGGACAUUGUGACAGUCAAUCCCAGUAUAAUUACAGAGAGAUUUCAUAAGCUGGAGAAAUGGAGGAAGCCUUUCUAUGAUGUGCUGCAGGUCUACGAAAACGCCUCUGUGCUGCUGCCGGCUUUCUACAACACCCGCAACACGGAUGUCUCGAUCCGGGUCAAAUACGUCCUGGAUGAUUUUGAAUCUCAGCAAGCUGUUUACUACUUUCAUCCCCAGUAUCUCAUCAAUGUCUCUCGCUACUGGCUUGGCCAAGGGGUGCGGGCCAAGCGGAUUAGCACGGGACUGAUCCUGGUGACUGCUGCCCUGGAGCUCUGUGAAGAGGUCCACCUCUUUGGCUUUUGGGCCUUCCCCAUGAACCCCUCAGGAAUUUUUAUAACUCACCACUACUAUGACAAUGUGAAACCUCGCCCUGGUUUUCAUGCUAUGCCUUCAGAAAUCUUCAACUUUCUUCACAUGCAUAGCAAGGGGAUCCUGCGGGUUCAUACAGGGACCUGUAGCUGCUGUUGACAAAGACACUUCUUCGUCUGAUGCAACAGUGCAACAGGAACUCAAAACCCCUGUAUGGUGUAGGAGGUUUUAUUACACCCUGAGAUUAUGCAAUAAUUGUUUGAUACAAAUUUCCUCAAGGCAUUGCAUCCCAUAGGAUCUAGGAUACCAGCAUCCUUCCUGCUAGCAGAGUUGGGUCCGUAACUGUGUGGGUGAAGCAGAACUCCUCUGCCCCAGGGUAUGCGCUACCCUGGAAAGCAAGUCGGAUAAGAAGCACAUUUCCAAUAGGUUUAGAGAUAUACAGAGCACAUAAAUAUAGUUAUCAUUUCACUAUGAAGAAAAGCACCAAACUUUUGAGGAGAAUCGGUGGUGGAGAAUUUUAGCAUACUAUAUGACUUUACAUAAGUUUCUGAGUCGAGUACCUUGGGGCAUUGCCAGAUUUUAUUGAAAGCACUGUUCUCUGGCAUUUGGGUUUUUGAAAAUAUUCUUUAGCAUUAUAGUUUUAAGGGCAAUUGUAUAACUUGAGGUCUUUGUUCUGUAAUGUCAGAAAGUAUUGGUGAAAAAUAGCAGAUAGAUUUGAUAGGAACGAACAAGGUCACUUUAUGAAAUUAUUCAGCUGGGAUAGAAGAGAAUGUUAAGCUCCCAUUCUCUGCAACAGGUAACUGUGUUGAUCAUGAUGUCUAAUUGUUUUAGAGCUUCUUUCUUCUUCUUUCCUGUGUCUUACAUUUCUGGUCUUCUCUGUUGAUAACGUUUUCUUUCUCAUUGCCUGUAAUGCUUUCCUUCUCGCUAACGUAUGUGCAAUGUGUGCACUUUCUCCUACAGUGACCAUCGCAGCUUCAGUUUGAAGUCUUUACUGAAGAAAUGUGAUUCUUCACACUUCUGCGACCUUUUCUUGGGCUAAAUGACAAGGAGAUUAUGCUGGUUAGAUGUUCUGGGUUGAUUUUUGGUUCAAAUAUCACAGCAUUGGAUAGAAAAAGCAUUUCCUCUUCAAUUUUAUUAAAGACUUUGUGAGAGAAUCUGAUGUUGAUCUGCUGUUGUGCAGGUUGAGUUACAUAUUUUCAGGUAUCUGUGAUAAGUACUUGCAGGACAUGAAGUUAAAAGCCAGAGAAGAUACUUUGUGGCUGGGAGUAUGAUGCUUAUUUUAAAAUUAUGCAUUUCAAGACCUCAGGUGUCUUAAUGUGGCAUUUAUUUGUGUUGAGAAUGUUACUAGGAUGAUAAAAGGGCUGGUGUAUUCUAUAAAAGGUUACCAAUGUAACUCAGUUAUGUCAAGCUUGAUUUUCCACCUCCACAGUUAAACUGGCAAAAUCCUGACUCAGAAGAAAUGCCACAUGCUGUCAGAGUUUAUUUUGGCUGCUGAACCACGGUGUAGUAGGCUGCUGGCAUAUGCCCUUUGAUAUCGGUAUAACUACGUACGCAGGAUGGUGAGGUUUGCUGUUUCAGCUGUGCUGGCAUAAUUAAAAUGAGCAGAGUUUCCUCGUGUAAGUUGUUAGUCUGAAGCACUUGGGCUGUUGUCCAGUGCCUUGUCUUGUCUUAUUUAAAUUACAAGGAUUUGGGAUUUAAAGUGCUCAUCCUCUGUGAGGGAUGCUUUUCUGUUUUGGGUGGGUGUUUGAAUCCAAAAAGGACUUGGAUUUUGAUUUUGUAAUGCAUAAAUGCACAAAGCUUCUUUUAAAAGCCUCUGCGCUGUGCUGAGAGGUCUAGAAGUUGCUCACACUAUAGAUAAAGUGAUCUAAAAGGAACUGAAGCACGAUGGUCACCAUUUCAAAAGUCCCUACUGACCAGCAGUGGCUGGGAUGGUAUGCAAGGGUCUGUAUUUCUUUUACACUAGACUCCAGAGGUCUGAUUACUUUAAAAGCAAGCCAUGUUCUUGGUAAAAGAGUCAGAGCUCACUUGGGAAAUACCAGCCAGGAGUAGGUGAAGGGCCUGUGCUUAAGCUUUAUGUAUUUGUGUUGUGCUUUUGGUCUUGUUGUGCUGCGUGUUGGUGAGCACCACCUCGUAUCAGAUAGCUGUGAGGUGUGCAGCGCGCUGAGGAUGCAUUUGUAGAUGAAAUGGUUUCCUUGAUUUAAUAUGCAAAAGAGAUCUUUGUCUUUGCUGUGUUUUGUAAAUUAAUGUGAAAAGGGCUUUGAUAAUGAAGUGCUGUAACAGAAGUGCUGUGUAGAGAGCAACGUGACCCGUAGGUUGGCCAUUUUGCUGUGUAUUAAGCUUUAUGAUAACAGGAAUGAUGCUGAAGCUGGUACGUAGAGCCCUUACUUCUUACUCUUCCUGAGUAAGGGUCUGGUAGUGUCUUCAGUAUUGCUUUGCUGCUGCUGCUUUGCUAAGGAUAUGUUCUUUGGUAAAGGUUUUUCUUCGCUAUGUUGAUUGAAGCGAACAAAAGCAUCUGAAAGGAGUCUGAUCUGUUGAAAGAGACACUUCAAAAAGAAGGGAAGGCACUUGAGAAGCAUUGGUAUGUUGGAAAAUAGCGGUGCAAAUCCCUGAUUAGUUGCAAAAAUCUUUUUGGACUUUUUGGAUAGACAAAAGGAUAAGCAAAACUGUAAUUAUGGCUAUCCUGUAAUUACAGGGACACAGACAUUUCCUUUCCUUUGUUUGCUUCAUAUAAAUGAGCAAUGUAAAUUCACCUAGGCGAUACUGUAAUAAGUGCAGUUUUACUGUGUUUAGAUUUUGAUGGGUUACAAGUCUAUAACUACUAUAUUUUUUUAAUGAUGUUAAAAAUGUCUGUGCAGGAUACUUGCACAUGUGCACCAAAGGCCCAAUCCUGCAACAUUUAUCUGAAAAGAGCUCCCAUUCAAGUGGAUGGGUAUUUUAUUUGUGUAGGGACUGCAGAAACAGGCCCAGACGUGCCUGUGACGGUGUACAUAGGUGUAUAAUUAGAUGUAGGGAGCGAUUAGCAAGCCAGAAAGAUACUUAAAGAAAUAUCUAUAAAAUAUGAAGUGCAUGUUGCGGCGUGUUUACUUUCUGAUUCGCUUUUCAGGUGUUGCUCGAAAACUGGUUGAAAAAUGACGGCAUUUUUGUCAGAAAUGCCGUAUGCGGAAGCUUUCAGGUUUUUCUUGGCUUCCUUGCCUCACAGUGGGCACUGCAAGCUCAGAUCCCUGCUGUCCUGUGUGCAGGAGCGAGGGCUGAGGAUGGAAAUAGUACCCGGGAGGUUUCAGCUGUGCAGAGAUUGCUUCUUGUGCAAUGUCACCGUGGGGUGGCUGAUCCGGCACUGACCAGCCUGAGCUUCUGCCCAUCCUGCUGAAAUGGACGACGAGAAGGGCUGUUGCAGAAAGAAGGAAGAACCCUCCUUAUUUUUUGCCAUUAGUAGUUUUUUUUGUUUGUCUGUUUUUGUUUUUUGAUGUCAGUAAUUUAACUGAGUUUGAGGCUAUUUUGUUUCCUUCCUCCCAUAUGGUCAAAACUCCAAAUGUUCAAUCUUAACCUUUUUUUCCAAAGAACCUGUUCAAAAGCCUGUGCUCUUAGUCAUAUGGUCUGAGUUUUUGGGUAGACCAGUGUGGAGCCAGGAGUUGGACUCGAUGAUCCUUAUAGGAAUCAAUCCCCUGAUGCAAAAAUCUGAUCUGUCCAAGAAGAAACGCUGUCAUCUCCCUGGUACCUCAUCCUGAGCUCAGGCUGUAAUCCCGGCUCUGUUGAGAAUAUGAGAUCUGAGACAGGGAGAGAAAAAAUUACAAUAUUAUGGUUUAAUCACUGACUCCUGGUAGUAUUUAUGAGAAUCUCUUAAGAAGCUCCUGAGAUCUUCAUACACUGGCAAUGCAAAUUCAGUCAGAAAAACAUAGCUAGGCCUGCUUCUCCUUGAUUGUCAGGUCGGCGGAGGAGGCUUAUGAAUCCGCCAGUGCUUUCAUCAGAGGGAAGGAAGUAUUUAGUCAAAGUAGUUCAGCUGCUUGCUUUUGAUUUAUGGAAUCCAACUUUGCUGUCGGACAGAACAGAUUAAAUAGUGGUAGCUCCAUUAUAAUAUUUUAGCAUAUUUUCUGUGAUUGCAAUGGAGUUUUCAAAGCUAGUUCAGGAAUUGCAAAAGGGGAGCAAUGCCCUGGUGUCUUCUUCUGCUGGGACCUCUGGGAGGAGAGCCACCAUGGUGAGUAGGUCCGUGACCACCUGGAAAAACCACAUAAAGGGAAUUUGGGAGAUUGCAACCACAGCUCUGGUCCGAGCCUUUAGUGCUGUGGGGUAACACCACAGAGGUGACACAUGGAGCUUCAAAGCUUGCGAUGGCAAGGAGCAGCAACCCCAGUCCCCAGGAAAAAAUAUCCCUGUGCAGGCUCGAAAUUGGCAAGAAAUUGAAGGUGGUGUUCACUCCAGAUGGCUGGAUGUGGUGGACGGAGGGGAGCAGCUCUAGGAACAGUUGGCUCUGUGGGGUUUGGUGAAUCAGUAGAAGGCCUGAGGCCUGAGGCACUCGUGGUGACAUAGCUUCGUGGGCAGGCUGCCCCUGCUUGGCUUGACGUGGCAGGAGGGAGCAAGCUCUGGUUAGCACGCGAGGCAAGAUGGGGAGGAUAAAAGAUGUGAAAUGAGAGGGAAUCUGUCCUUUUAAAUUGAGGCCUAGUGGCUUGUCAGCAAGGCUGUAAUUUUACGAGCUUGGGAAGUGAAAAUGGAAAGCUUGGGAAUGAUCCUUCCCCCUGUCUGGUUUGUAUCUCAGCAUGCAGAGAACUUCGAGGCUUUUACACAUACGUUGAGAAGGAAAUGUUGACAAUAUUUAGCAAUCCCUAGGGGCCAAAUUCCCUGGGAAAUUCUGGAGUGAGAUGAGGUUUCAGGAAUAAAGGAGGCAGUAUUUAUUCUUAAGGCCUUUUCCGAAAUCCAGUGAAAUCUAUGGAAAGUUCAGUGUACUUCAGAGAAAGCCUCCAAAAUGGACCCCGGUCGUGGGCAGGAAGAGCAGCCUCUAGUUUCUUACUUGUUUAAGAAUACAUUUUUUAAUAUAUUGUAGAUACGGUGCAGUAGCAAUACUGUGUUUUUAAUGGUGUGUGUCAAGAACAAACUUAUCUGGAAGCAGAAAUGUUGUGACUAUCACUCUCCCUUCCAGAUUUCUGCACUUUCCAUCUUUUCAAACUCAUCUAUGCAAAGCAUUUCAUCUUGGUAGUGUAAGUCACUGUGUGAGGCCACAGCGAACCCCCCGUACCCAGCUGUGUGUGUGUGAAUCACAUGCCUCAAGAGAAGAGGUUUUUUUUCAGCUUGCUUGGAAAUACCAGCAUGGAAUUUGUCAGCGAUGUGAACGCCGUGAAGGCAGGAUUCAGCCCGUUCCCUGUGAGGCCGUCACUGUUUGCAUUUGGCUUCACUAGGAAAGCAUCGGGUCCAAAGCUUGUAAGGCAAGCCAAUAACCUGCAUCUCCAAAAACCCACCCUCCCAGACUAUAAUCAUUUUAUGUCUUAAUGUCAUCCCGUCUAGUGUGGGUGAGGCUUCUGGACGUCGCCGUGUUGUCUGCAUGGGAUCCUAAACCAACAAGCAAUUGUACGUAAGUGCUUUUUCAACAAACCUUAGGGGAAACCCGAACGUACGCUAAGUGGGGGAGCCUGAGUCCCAGGCCUGAGCACCUGCAGCGCUCCCCAAAGCCCUCAGCAUGAGAAACAUCAGAAAUGUGGGACUGGGCCACGGUGGGAAGCUUCAAGAAAGACAGGGCUGCCUCACCGCUUCAAGGACUGAAAGCUGUAAAUAUGUUACUGACGUGUCUGACUUUCUCUUUAGAAGCCAUAAAUGUUCUUGGUGUUUGAUCUUUGGGUGAGUUGAUGUAUGUUUUUAACUGUACUAAUCACUGUAAAAUGUGUUAGCAUGUAAAAUGGUGACAAAUUAAGCCAGCAAAAUCAGAAACUGUGUUGGCUAGCUCUUGAAACGUCUGUUUUACCUGGAGCUGUCUGCAGUGGGAUGGGCCAAGACACUGAAAUGUCUCUGUUGCUCCCUAUAGCUUGUGCUGUAUGCCCCCCAUUUUCACCUGGUGGAAAACAAAUACUUUGGAAAUGCUGGAGCAAAACUGUGUCUUUGUGCAAAGAGAGCUUGGGCUAGUACAAAAAUAAAACUUGUUCCGUGAUUGUUAUUUUGGUAAGGCACUGACGGCAGGGGCGGACAAAUCCAAGAGGAGUCAUGGUAAUUUCAUGCUGAUGUUAAUGCCAUCGUGUCCAUUGAGUCACCUUUCUUUUUUCCAUCCUCGACCCUGUAAUUCUUGCUUACUGUUUCUGUAGCUGUAUUAUGGUUGUAAUAGAAAGCCUAUCAAUUGAUGUAAGCCAUAACUAAAGCAGUAAUCAGGGUAUCUUUUUUUUUUGGUCUGUGUCACUGUGUUUGAAAGAUGAUUUAAUUCUAUUGAAUAAACCACUUUAACAGUUUUAUGGGAA
Molecule: messenger RNA, 8303 nt
Organism: Cygnus olor (mute swan)
Lineage: Eukaryota; Metazoa; Chordata; Aves; Anseriformes; Anatidae
Gene: ST8SIA5
Product: ST8 alpha-N-acetyl-neuraminide alpha-2,8-sialyltransferase 5
Exons: 10
Coding region: 793-2031 (412 amino acids)
Biological process (GO): N-glycan processing; oligosaccharide metabolic process
Molecular function (GO): alpha-N-acetylneuraminate alpha-2,8-sialyltransferase activity
Source: RefSeq, a predicted model, not a curated record